UGCCGCAGGUACGGCUGAAAAAUCAAAAAAAUGUAUUAGAAAAUGGUAAUGGUGCCGGCUUUGCAGACGUGGAACUUCCACGUAGCGGGUCCUUAAUUUUUCUGAUUCAGGAUAUGGGUUAGAAUUUAAAUUAUUGACAGAUCCUUGUGGUAUUGCAGCCCAAACUAGUUAUCCUCUCUACAUAUUAACUCGCCUUUUCCAGCAUAUCUUAAAAUGAGAAUUUUGUAAAAUCUUAUUCAUAAUGAGGAGUCCGGGAGCCGACACACAAAUUGAAGUGACCGAGGUCGAUCUACCAACAGAUGUUAAUAAAUGGAAUCCCACAAUAGACACAUCUAUUUAUAUAAAUGAUCAGAGUCAGUCAAUAUCUCAUAGAAAAUUUAUAAGGAGAUGGAAUCGUUUGUCCCGUCUGCAGAGAUCCAUUGUGUAUGCUGUGAUAGUUAUAGCUGUAACUGUGGGGGUUCUCUUCUAUACCGCUCGGGAAACAAACCCUGAGGAUAAAACUAAUAUUACCCAGCUUCCUGUGGAACCAGUGAAGAAUUUGUCUCUAGUCAACGAGCCAGUCGCGGAACCAGUAUUAAACAACAACAAACCUGCCUUUGAAAUUGAACUGAAUGAGAGACCAGUCUUUACUGGUCCCACAAACUCGAAACAGUAUGCAGUGGUGGAGAGCUUCAGGCACGCGUGGAAGGGUUACAAGACACACGCCUGGGGCCACGACAACUUGAAGCCCCUGUCCGGGAUGCCUUCCGAUUGGUUCUCGCUGGGGCUGACCAUCGUCGACGCUUUGGACACUGCAUUUAUUAUGGGACUGACUGAAGAGUUCGACGAGGGCCGCGAAUGGAUCAGCAAAGAGCUCGUGUUCACGCGGAACAAGGACGUGAACUUCUUCGAGGUGACCAUCAGGGUGCUGGGCGGGCUGCUGACCAACUACCACUACACGCAGGACGAGAUGUUCCUGAAGAAAGCGGAGGACCUAGGCGACCGUCUGAUGGCAGCGUUCAACUCGCCUUCGGGCAUCCCGUACUCGGACGUGAACCUGGGCACGCGCACCGCGCACGCGCCCGAGUGGUCCCACUACAGCACCACGGCCGAGGUCACCACCGUGCAGCUAGAGUUCCGCGAGCUGUCGCGCGCCUCCAACAACCCGGCCUUCGAGGACGCAGCGGGAGCGGUGUCGGAGAAGAUCCACCAGCUGCCUAAGAAGCACGGUCUGGUGCCUAUCUUCAUCAACCCCAACACCGGGCAGUUCCUCCCGCACGCCACCAUCACGCUGGGGGCGCGCGGGGACAGCUACUACGAGUACCUGCUCAAGCAGUGGCUGCACACCGGCAAGACCAUCAACUAUUUGCUGGACGACUAUCUGACCGCGAUUGAGGGUGUACGAGAAUUCCUAGCGAGGCGGUCGACGCCUAACAAGUACUUAUUCAUUGGAGAGUUGCUGGCCGGAUCCGAGGCGUUCAACCCCAAGAUGGACCACCUGACCUGUUUCCUGCCGGGCACACUGGCGCUGGGCCACGCUAACGGACUCCCCGACUGGCACAUGACCAUGGCCGAAGAACUGAUGACCACGUGCUAUCUCACAUACAAGGCGCACCCCACGUUCCUCGCGCCGGAGAUCACGCAUUUCAACUUGGCGAGCGCCACGUCGGACAUGUACACGAAGACAGCGGACGCGCACAGCCUGCUGCGGCCGGAGUUCAUAGAGAGCCUGUUCUACAUGUACCAGAUCACCGGCAACACCACCUAUCAGGACUGGGGCUGGCAGAUUUACCAGGGCUUCGAAAAGUAUGCUAAGGUCCCCAACGGCUACACUUCUCUAGCCAACGUGAAGACUGAAAAGCCGGUGCAACGAGACAUGAUGGAGUCCUUCUUCCUCUCCGAAACGCUCAAGUACCUCUACCUAUUGUUCAGCGACGACAGAUACCUUAUAGACUUGAGCAAAUACGUCUUUAACUCCGAAGCUCAUCCCCUGCCUAUACACAAGUCAUAG
This is a messenger RNA of Cydia amplana, 1990 nucleotides long. It is a transcript of the gene alpha-Man-Ib, whose product is annotated as endoplasmic reticulum mannosyl-oligosaccharide 1,2-alpha-mannosidase. Lineage: Eukaryota; Metazoa; Arthropoda; Insecta; Lepidoptera; Tortricidae. Gene Ontology annotation, molecular function: mannosyl-oligosaccharide 1,2-alpha-mannosidase activity; calcium ion binding. The transcript has 11 exons. Gene Ontology annotation, biological process: carbohydrate metabolic process; mannose trimming involved in glycoprotein ERAD pathway. The coding region runs from base 242 to 1990 and encodes 582 amino acids. The record is from RefSeq and is a predicted model, not a curated record. Gene Ontology annotation, cellular component: endoplasmic reticulum; membrane.